Messenger RNA from Dictyostelium discoideum AX4, 561 nucleotides. RefSeq lists its product as hypothetical. The record is from RefSeq and is a predicted model, not a curated record. Bases 1 to 561 code for a protein of 186 amino acids. Lineage: Eukaryota; Evosea; Eumycetozoa; Dictyosteliales; Dictyosteliaceae. The transcript is spliced from 3 exons.
AUGAUGAUUAAUCAUUUAGUUAAAAGUUUUGAAAACUUUAAGGAAUUAUCAUCACAAUGGAAUACCUUUAGAGAUAAAGGUACUAAAAUAAUGAGUACAUUAGUUAAUAAACAUUUAAAAGUUUCAUAUAUAGACCUUUAUGAUUUUAGUGAUUCAAUAAAAGAGAAUACUUCUCUUCAAUUUAAAUAUAAACAAUCUCAAUUUAAUGAUUUAAUUUCUUGUUAUGAAAAAUUAAAUUCAACAAUUUUAGAAUUGAAAGCAAUAGUUGAAAAAAUUAAUGAAAAUUUAAGUAGCCUAAGUGUUAGUAAAAAACCAAAAUCCUAUCAAGAAACAAUUGAAUUAAAACUAUAUGAAUAUUAUGAAGAUAUUAUUAAAAUGUAUAAUAAAUCAUUAGAGAAUAAACAACAAAUUAUAAAUAAUAUUAUGAAUACUGAAGAUAGAGAUCAAUUAUUAAUUCUAAUUACAUGUUGGUCAAAUGAUAUCCAUAUAAAUAAUAAAACAAUUGAUUUAGUUGAGGAAAUAUUCAAAACUGAAAAUAAUAAUAGUCCACUAUAUAAAUAA